Messenger RNA from Acipenser ruthenus (sterlet), 3760 nucleotides. It is a transcript of the gene mief1, whose product is annotated as mitochondrial elongation factor 1. Bases 148 to 1521 code for a protein of 457 amino acids. Gene Ontology annotation, cellular component: mitochondrial outer membrane. The record is from RefSeq and is a predicted model, not a curated record. Gene Ontology annotation, biological process: positive regulation of mitochondrial fission; mitochondrion organization. NCBI's taxonomy places the organism in Eukaryota, Metazoa, Chordata, Actinopteri, Acipenseriformes, Acipenseridae. The transcript has 5 exons.
AAACAUUAAAGUCGCCGUGACAUGAGGGAUAAACGGACGGGGACGUUCUCGCAGAAACUUCACGGAAGCUGAACCCCAGGUUCGAGUUGGGAGGAGGAGGCGAUAGGAUUUGGAAGAUAGACGGAACACAGACUCGCGGGUGUUGCGAUGUCGGGGGUCAAGAGGGACCCCAAAGGGAGGAAGGAGGAUAACGGGGUGGGGAGCGCCAUCGAUUUCGUCCUCUCCAACGCCAAGCUGGUGCUGGGGGUCGGGGGGGCGGCGAUGCUGGGCAUCGCCACGCUGGCAGUGAAGCGGAUGUACGACCGAGCGGUCAGCGCCCCUGCCAGCCCCGCCAAGAUGGGCCAAUCGGGGAAGAGGAGCUGGGAGGAGCCGAGCUGGCUGGGGUCGUCGCCGCGGUUACUGAACAGCGACAUGAAAACCAACCUCAGCCGGUCUCUGCAGACUCUGCCCACCGGCAACUCUGCGUCCGGAGUCUGCUCUGUGGGGGCGGGGCCUCUCUCUCUGGGGGCGGGGUCCCGGCAGCGCGCGUCUCUCGGUGAGAAGCUGCGCUGCUUCUACGAGACUCGGGUUCGGAUCCCCUUGGAGGAGCAGAGCGGGGCACGCAGGGCUGUGCUGCAGAUCUGCUCCCAGCUGCUCUCCUCUCUGCGGGACAGGCUGCCAGACGCUCCCCUGAGAGACCCCUACCCCAGCGGCAGCCUCUAUGACGACCUGCAGGUGGUGACGGCAGAUCACGCCCAGCUGAUGGUCCCCCUGGUCCUGGAAAAAAACCUGUGGUCUCCCGUCCCCGGGGAAGAAACCAUCAUGAACGUCCCGGGAUUCUGGCUCAUCCGUCGGGAAAACCAGGAAUACUACCCGCGGGGGACCAGCUACUGGGACCGCUGCGUAGUGGGAGGCUACCUCUCCCCGAAAUCCGUCCUGGAAUCCUUCGAGAGGGUCGUGCGCGACUCGAUAAACUGGCCGGCCGUGGGCGCCGCGCUGGACUGUCGCGUCCGGCCGGUCGUUCCCUCGGAGACGAUCGCUCUGGAGGUCCAGUACGAGACCGACCGCCGGCUCUUCCUGGAGUUCCUGCCGCUGGUCGUCUUCGAAGACCGCGUGCUGAUCGCCAAGCCUCACCGUCUGGCCGAGUUCGCCAACGUGUGGCGGCAAAGCUUCCGGGAGGCCCACACCUCCAGGCUCCAGCGGGCGGACCGGGGCGAUGGCGGCUGCCGCUGCCUCUGUCUCAAGCUGCUGAAGGGCGUCUGCAAGGUCAACCCGGCCCUGGGGAAGCUGGACUCCGGGCAGCUGACCGCCGCCGUGCUGGCGGUCAGUACUCGGAAGAGAGACUGGUCGCCCGACGAUUUGGCCGAGCGUUUCCUGCUGCUGAUCCGGGAGCUGGUGGGGUGGCUGGAGGAGGGGUGCCUCCCUUGCCCUCUGGACCCCAAAGUCAACCUCUUCUCCGAGCUCACCCCCCAGGAGAUCGACGAACUGGGGUACACCCUCUACUGCGCGCUGUCGGAGCCGGAGAGCCUGCUGAGGACUUGAGAUUAUUGUAGUGCUGCCAUUGCACCCCCUCAGUGUAAUACAGAGCCAUUGCAGAGCCGCUGUCUGUCUGUCUGCCAUUGAAGAUCAUUGAGGGUAUAGUUAGCACACUGUGGUCCCAUUCUACCAGCCUCACCCCAUUGUAGCUGCCCUAUACUUGUGCUACCAUUGCCCCUCAGUGUAAUACAGAGCCAUUGCAGCGCCGCUGUCUGUCUGUCUGCCAUUGAAGAUCAUUGAGGGUAUAGUUAGCACACUGUGGUCCCAUUCUACCAGCCUCACCCCAUUGUAGCUGCCCUAUACUUGUGCUACCAUCGCCCCUCAGUGUAAUACAGAGCCAUUGCAGUGCCGCUGUCUGUCUGUCUGCCAUUGAAGAUCAUUGAGGGUAUAGUUAGCACACUGUGGUCCCGUUCUACCAGCCUCACCCCAUUGUAGCUGCCCUAUACUUGUGCUACCAUUGCCCCCUCAGUGUAAUACAGAGCCAUUGCAGUGCCGCUGUCUGUCUGUCUGCCAUUGAAGAUCAUUGAGGGUAUAGUUAGCACACUGUGGUCCCAUUCUACCAGCCUCACCCCAUUGCAGCUGCCCUAAAAGUGGUUGAAAAUACAGUAUAGGGCAGCUACAAUGGGGUGAGGCUGGUAGAACACAAUAGAGGGAUGAUAUUUUGACAGUGGGAUCUCAGUGGAGAUGAGCUAGCCAAACACACUGCUGGUAAUACAUUGCAGUCCAGCACAGGAGACAGACAGACAGAUAUUAGGACCCUUGUAUGUGCCUCUCUGCUCAGUCCCCCUCCGCUGGGCCAUGAGCUGGUGAUGCUGGGGUCUGCUAGCUGGGAUUUUGGGGGGUGUUUGAAACAGGAGGCUGUGUGGUCCAGUGGUUAAAGAAAAGGGCUUGUAACCAGGAGGUCCCGGGUUCAAAUCCCACCUCAGCCACUGACUCAUUGUGUGACCCUGAGCAAGUCACUUAACCUCCUUGUGCUCCGUCUUUCGGGUGAGACGUAGUUGUAAGUGACUCUGCAGCUGAUGCAUAGUUCACACACCCUAGUCUCUGUAAGUAGCCUUGGAUAAAGACGUCUGAUAAAUAAACUAAUAAUAUAAUAAUACUCAAGGGCAGUUCGAACGAGGAAUGGAGAAAUGGGGAGAGGAUUGUGAGAAUGGGUUUUUUGGUGAGAAGAUUGUUAUAAGAUAUAUACAUAUAUAUAUGUGUGUGUAUGUAUAUGGGGGGUGGGUAGGGGGGUAAUCUGCACAGGCAAAUUUCAGCAUUGCAGGAGCCAAUCAAAUCGUGUUUGUUCGAAGUAUGUGUUUUUAAAGGAGGUCUAACUACAGUGUAUAAAAAAUAAAGCUGUUUUUUUUCACACACACACACACACACACACACACAUAUAUUACUCUGAAGCCAUUCAUAAAUAUUAGCCAGCCUUUUUAUUGUGCUGUAAGCAAAAUAGGUUUUAUGGAUGUGAUUCACCAACAUAUUUUGGUCUCCAAUAUUUAUGGCUUCACAGUAUAUUAUAUAAUAUAGUAUUUGUAUGUGUUUAUUUUUAUUAAAAAUAAAUUAGUCGCAUUUGGUAUAGAAUGAAACCUUGAUAAGUAUUAUUUUGUUUGUUUUGAUGUCUCUCGGAGCCUUUUUUUUUGAAACGCCAGCUUCAGUGUUCCCUGACCCCAGACUGUGAUCACGUGACUUUGUUUUGGUCUCAUCUUUUUUUAAAAAUCUUCCCCCUCCCCUCCCUUGAUUCUAUUUAAAUGCUGUUUAGCUUCAGUCAGUCUGAGCGAUUCUAGUUUCCUCUGAUUUUGAGUUUUGAUUCGAUUUAUAACCUGCUUUGCCUGCCUUUGAGUUUGCAUUGAAUCCCUGACUGUCUUCCCCCUUUCUAUUGAGGUCAUGUGAUGACAGCUCAGCCGGCCCCGCCCACUCUCUCUCUCAUUGGCUAUCAGUGCAGAGCAGGCGUGGCCAGCUGCAGAGGCGGUCUCUUUAAAAGAAACGCGCUCUCAACGCAGUUCAAAAAGCCACCAGGAUUGGUGCUAAAGUGGUUGAAAAAUUAUCAAUAAUGGGAUUAUGAUGUCAUUUCCUUUUUUUGUCUUUCAAACCAACUGCAAUGCUGUACUAAUUUUAAUUAAGAACAACAAAAAAAACGAGCUGGGUAAAAAAUUAUGCUGUAAAAAUACUCUGGCCGAUUCUGAAUGCUGUAAGAUUUGCUACAGCUGUUUAUAACAUUGAGGUUAUAAUCAAUAAACGUUUGCCCUAUACUAACAGA